Molecule: messenger RNA, 183 nt
Organism: Penicillium canescens
Lineage: Eukaryota; Fungi; Ascomycota; Eurotiomycetes; Eurotiales; Aspergillaceae
Exons: 2
Coding region: 1-183 (60 amino acids)
Source: RefSeq, a predicted model, not a curated record
AUGUCGCACCCACACUUUCACCACGAAUUCAGCGUGCCAAGAAUCUCGCCUACCUCGGGUCAUCCAUACACACCGGGGGAGCUAAACUCAAUCGCGAACCAGGGCCGAAACAGCGAGACAAAAGUACCCGGCGAUGCUCUCUGGCUAGCCGACUUCUCUCUUUGGGCAGCUGAGCAUGCAUGA